GUUUUUGGUUUUGGGCAAAACUUCAAACAGGUUGUGGGCAUUCGCUGCUGAGCUCCCCAAAGAGCAAAUGUGUAGCAGCAUUUGUAAGUGAAUUGAUCCUGGGAUGGCGUGUUGUGGGUUGUUGGAUCGAUAUGUUUGCUCAUCCUGGAGAAGUUUUCAUGGUGUCAGAGGGUUGUUUUGGGGGGAUUUGAAGAUGCGAACUUCAGUGAAUUUGGGGAAGAAGGGAUUUUGUCAGAUGUCUACUGUUCAAAAAUCAGAUCUAUCGCAAGAUCCUCUACCUUCCAACACUGAUAACAGAUUACAAGAAUCUUUCUCUGCUUCCACAAAGCUUAAGAAGGAGAUUGUUGCCAGUCCUCUAAAUAGCCGUGUUAUGUUGAUUGAUGGAACUUCAAUUAUGUACAGGUCAUAUUACAAACUUCUUGCAAGACUACAGCAUGGGCAUCUGGAGCAUGCUGAUGGAAAUGGAGAUUGGGUUUUGACCAUAUUUACGGCUUUAUCUUUUUUAUUGGACAUAUUGGAGUUCAUUCCUUCACAUGUUGCCGUGGUAUUUGACCAUGAUGGAGUUCACUUUGGUCACACUACUGCCAUGCCAUCAAAAGAAUGUUACAUGGCAAAAGGAUUGACUUUUCGUCACAUGCUGUAUCCCUCUUAUAAGAGCAAUCGUAUUCCCACACCUGAUACAGUUGUUCAAGGCCUUCAAUAUCUGAAGGCAUCUAUGAAAGCAAUGUCCCUUAAAGUGAUUGAGGUUCCUGGUGUUGAAGCAGAUGACGUCAUUGGAACUUUGGCUGUGAAUAGUGUUUCAGCUGGAUUUAAGGUACGGGUUGUCUCCCCAGACAAAGAUUUCUUUCAAAUCUUGUCACCUUCAUUACGUCUUCUACGAAUUGCUCCCCGUGGACCUGGGAUGGUUUCAUUUGGAAUAGAAGACUUCGUUAAAAGAUAUGGGGCAUUAAAACCCUCUCAAUUUGUUGAUGUUGUUGCCCUUGCUGGUGAUAAAUCCGACAACAUUCCAGGUGUUGAAGGCAUCGGGGAAAUAAAUGCUUUAAAGCUUAUUACCAAAUUUGGUUCGUUGGAGAAGCUGUUGCAAAGGGUGGAUGAAGUUGAAGAUGAACGUUUUAAGAAGAUUUUAAAGGAAAAUGCUGAUCAGGCUAUUCUUUGCAAGAACUUGGCAACUUUACGUUCUGAUCUUCCAUCGUACAUGGUUCCGUUUAAGAUACAAGACUUUGCAUUUCGGAAACCACAGGACAAUGGGGAAAAGUUUGUAAGCCUGUUGAGAGCAAUUGGAGCUUAUGCCGAAGGAUUUUCUGCAGAUCCAAUUAUCCGAAGAGCUUUUUAUCUGUGGAACAAACUCGAAUCAUGACACUCACAAGCAAGAAUUAACAAAAAACUGAGCCCCGAGAUCGAAAGGACCGAAGAAAUCUCGAAGAAAUCGAAAGUUCUCGAGCAAAAGCUGAUGGUUAUUCCGAGCUUUUCGUAUUAUGGUUUUUAUCGAGAAUCUCGUAUUGUUUCUCACUUUCUGCACCGAAAGCCCGAGUCGAUCGAUCUCUACGCUUGCAGGCAAUUCUUGUGUGCAGAUUUUAAAGCUACACAUGUUAUUAAUCAUUCGAAUGUCGGCAUUUUGUAUUUUCGGGGACUCAUUUCUACAAAUUCUAAUUUAAUUAUCUUGUCAUCUCGAACUUGUCGUAACAUCCAUAUAUAUUCAUGUAUCAUUUUGCUCGUCGGAAUUUCCAAGGGUAUUUUGGUAA
Dioscorea cayenensis subsp. rotundata (Guinea yam) is the source of this 1742-nucleotide messenger RNA. RefSeq names its product flap endonuclease Xni. Gene Ontology annotation, biological process: DNA replication, Okazaki fragment processing. The transcript is spliced from 16 exons. Gene Ontology annotation, molecular function: 5'-flap endonuclease activity; DNA binding. Bases 104 to 1357 code for a protein of 417 amino acids. The record is from RefSeq and is a predicted model, not a curated record. Lineage: Eukaryota; Viridiplantae; Streptophyta; Magnoliopsida; Dioscoreales; Dioscoreaceae.